UCCUCCCUCCCCCACCCCGCCCUCUCCGGAAGGAAAGAGGCGGGGCUAAGGGGCAAUUAAGCACCGGCUUCUGCGCGUGUCGCCUGGUGUGAGGAGAGCGCGCGCCGCUGCCUCUCAGUCGCCCUCCUCUUGCCAUGCCGCCCCCGGGCCAGGUCCCGCUGCCGGACUGGGAUGCGCUGCGGCUCCGCGUCCGGACUCUGAUCGGCGCCCACCGGGUCGCGAUCUUCAGCAAGAGCUACUGCCCCUAUUGCAACAAGGUGAAAGAACUUUUUCAUUCUAUGGGAGUAGACUACUAUGCUUUGGAACUUGAUUUAACUGAUGAUGGACCCAGUAUUCAGCAAGUGUUGUUAGAAAUGACUAGCCAGAGGACUGUGCCCAAUGUGUUUGUGAAUGGAACACACAUAGGUGGAUAUGAUAAAACUUUUCAGGCUUACAAGAGUGGCUCACUGCAGAAUGUGCUAGGGAAUAGCAUAGAUGAUGCAGAAGUUUAUGAUUACGAUCUUAUUGUUGUUGGUGGUGGCUCUGGCGGACUUGCAUGUUCCAAGGAAGCUGCUGCCUUAGGAAAAAAGGUCAUGGUGCUAGACUAUGUUGUACCAACACCUUCGGGUACUUCAUGGGGACUCGGUGGCACUUGUGUAAAUGUAGGUUGUAUUCCUAAGAAACUCAUGCAUCAAGCUGCUCUUCUGGGACAGGCACUUCAAGAUUCAAGGAAAUUUGGCUGGGAGUAUGAUGAGCAAGUUAAACACAACUGGGAGACCAUGGUAGAAGCAAUUCAGAACUAUAUAGGCUCUUUAAAUUGGGGUUACAGGGUGUCCUUGAGAGAGAAGACUGUGACAUAUGUCAAUGCCUAUGCAGAAUUUAUCGAACCACACAAAAUAAAGGCAACCAACAGGAAAGGACAGGAAACCUUUCACACAGCACAGACAUUUGUCCUAGCAACAGGGGAAAGGCCCCGAUAUUUGGGUAUCCCUGGAGAUAAAGAAUACUGCAUUACUAGUGAUGACCUCUUCUCCCUGCCUUACUGCCCUGGCAAAACUCUAAUUGUGGGUGCCUCCUAUGUGGCUCUGGAGUGUGCAGGAUUUCUUGCUGGCAUUGGUUUGGAUGUCACCGUUAUGGUGCGCUCCAUCCUUCUUCGAGGCUUUGACCAAGAAAUGGCAGAGAGAGCAGGUGCCUACAUGGAAACUCACGGUGUUAAAUUCAUCAGGAAAUUUGUACCUACUCAGAUUGAAAGGUUGGAAGAAGGCAUGCCUGGAAGACUAAAAGUGGUAGCACAGUCUACUGAGGGACCAGAAAUUGUCGAAGGAGAAUAUAAUACUGUUUUGAUAGCUAUUGGUCGUGAUGCCUGUACCAGAAACAUUGGUUUAGAUAAGAUUGGUGUCAGAAUCAAUGAAAAGAAUGGGAAAAUACCUGUAACUGAUGAGGAACAAACCAAUGUGCCUCAUGUCUAUGCUAUUGGAGAUAUCUUGGAUGGAAAACUUGAACUUACCCCAGUUGCAAUUCAGGCAGGCAGACUUCUAGCUCGCAGGCUUUUUGGGGGUAGCUUUAUAAAGUGUGACUAUGUCAAUGUACCAACUACAGUGUUUACUCCUUUGGAGUAUGGAUGUUGUGGAUUACCUGAAGAGAGAGCCAUUGAAGGAUAUGGAAAGGAAAACAUAGAGGUGUAUCACACUUUGUUUUGGCCACUUGAAUGGACAGUACCCGGCAGAGAUAACAAUACUUGCUAUGCAAAGAUAAUCUGCAAUAAACAUGACAAUAACCGUGUGAUAGGAUUUCAUGUUCUUGGACCCAAUGCUGGAGAAAUUACCCAAGGUUUUGGUGCAGCAAUAAAAUGUGGUCUCACGAAAGAAUUACUUGAUGAAACAAUAGGUAUACAUCCAACAUGUGCAGAGGUGUUCACUACAAUGGAAAUUACAAAAUCUUCCGGAAAAGAGAUCACUCAGGCAGGCUGCUGAGGUUAAACCCUGCUGUUUUUAUCUGUUUCUUGUCAUGUACACUUAUCUCUUUGGAAGGCUUAAGAAGUGUGAAAUACACUUGAGUAAAAUAAAUGAAAGCAGCAGUAGCAUCAAAUCUAUUACAACUAGAAACAAUGCAUUUCUUAAGCUUCCUCAGUAGAUAAUGUUGGCAAUGGAAAGAAUACAACAGCAGGGAAAAUGCGAACUAUAAAUCCUGACUUGCUUGGAAGUGGCACGUAAGUGCUUCUUUGAAGUUUUGGCUCAGAACCCCAUUCUGAGGUGAGCUAUGACUGAUGACUUACCUUGCAAACUUAGGAAACCUCUUUAUCCAGUCAGAAAACUGAGCUUCCUUCUGAAGGAGCUUUUGAGUUGCAUAAUUAAUUUAAAGUUAACUCAUUAAGUUCCUGUGUGUGUGUGUGCGCGUUUGUUUGUUUUGUUUGGUAUGAAUGUUUUAGACAUAAGGAUGAAUGUGUAUAAUUGUAUUACUCUUGCCAGCAGCUCAUUUUACAAUUCAUGUUGGGUCACCUGUGUUUGCAGUGACUAACGUGGAUUUUAAUGCUGUUCUUGACUUAAUUUAAAAAAAUGGUCAUAAAUCAAAUACAGAUGCUAGGCAUUGCAGCUAAUGCACUUGCAUUUAAGCUCUAAAGACCUGGCCCAAGUACCAAAUUGGUUACAGGUGAGAAUUUUGUGAUCUUGUCUGUCUUAAUAAUUGCUUUGCCACCAUAACUAGUAAUAUCUUCCUGAGUCACAGAAUUGUAAUAGUAGGAAUCUUUUGGGUCAGAGCUGAAGUACAUUGAAAACGCUCCUAAAACUUGUUGAUAUUUGUCCUUGCAAUCCAUGAGCCUAAUCAGUGCUGACAGUGUCAAGUUUUGUUUCCACAUCAAUGUGUAAAAUACUACAUCAUGUAAAAGUAAUCUAACCUACAGUUCUGGACUAUAUAAUAAAAUUGGAGUCUAUAUUACUGUCUUCUCUCCCCAUGUUAUCUGUUCCAUUAAUACAUUAGCUAGAGAAAUGGCUACACCAUUAGGCACUAGAAUCCACUUUAUGGACUUUAAUGAACAACUUACUAUUUUAAAUUGUAUGUUGCAGCAGAGAACAAUGACUCAUGCUGUCAUACCCUGUGCAGUUCCUGUAUAGUCAGCAGCUUGAAACUGUUCCCCCUUGUUCUCGUGUUAUUUUGGGGAAGGUGUCCUUGAAUUUGGUGCUUCAGUUUUGUCCAAAGAGAUGUUUUGAAAGACUAUUUCAGUCUUAUAUAGUUUUUAACUAUUUAGUCUAUGUUGUAUCAUGACAUUUAAAAUUCAAUAAAUGAACAAUUGCAUAUAA
Molecule: messenger RNA, 3275 nt
Organism: Mauremys reevesii (Reeves's turtle)
Lineage: Eukaryota; Metazoa; Chordata; Testudines; Geoemydidae
Gene: TXNRD3
Product: thioredoxin reductase 3
Exons: 16
Coding region: 135-1952 (605 amino acids)
Biological process (GO): cellular response to oxidative stress; glutathione metabolic process; cell redox homeostasis
Cellular component (GO): mitochondrion; cytosol
Molecular function (GO): thioredoxin-disulfide reductase (NADPH) activity; flavin adenine dinucleotide binding; glutathione-disulfide reductase (NADPH) activity
Source: RefSeq, a predicted model, not a curated record